AUGCCCGUCACCGGUGCAACUCCUAAGCUCAGUAAGGUCGGGUUGGAAGCCGAUCAGAAAGAAGCCAGUUCCAAGCCAGUACCACCAGAGAGCAAAGAUACGGCCAAACGUCGGGAGAAGGUCAGGAAACGGCUGACCCUAAGGAACGUCGGGGCAAGAAGAGUAAAACCCGUAUGCAAUAGGGCGUAUCUUCCAAUGACCGUUGUCGAAUGGAUAGAGGCUUCUCAAGAUGCCUGGAUCCGGCGACUGGCCUCCAACAUCCGGGAGUUCGUCUACGAUCCAGAAAACGGGCUCGUUUUCGACCGGUGGUACCGGAAGUGCGAAGACCUUUUCCUCAAGGACGGAGCGAAGUUGGACGAUGCGGCGAAAGUGCGGUUGCUGCAAGCGGUACCAGUGCUUCCAGCUAACGAAGCACGACGCGGACGACUUAACGUACUAACGUACGCUGGGACGGUCAACCGAUGCUGUGAAGACUUCGAGCUCAGCAAGAUCACGGCGAACCAAUUCAAGAGCCUGAUUUUUACCUGUGGGCUCCGAUCGUCGAAGGACGCAGACAUCCGAACGAGACUCCUAUCCAAGCUUGAGGCUAACGCGGCGAAUGAAUGCACUCUGGAAUCACUCAUCACGGAGUGCCAACGUCUGCAAAACCUCAAGCGCGACACGGCCAUGGUGGAACACAAGAAAUCGGUGAGUACAAUCUGCGCAGUCAAGCAGAACAAGCCUCCACCGAUGGCACCGAGUUCGAAAGAGAAGAAGAAGACGAAGUGCGAAGGUCCAAAAACAUCCUGCUGGCAGUGUGGCGGAAUGCACUACGUCCGGGACUGCACCUACACGAAGCACGUUUGUCGGGACUGUAAGCAAACCGGCCACAAAGAAGGGUAUUGUGGCAGCUACACAUCGAAGGAGGCACUCAAGAUGAAGAAGCACGUGAACGGAAUUUUCUCCAUCAACCAGGUCAGCUGCACUUCUAGACGGAAGUUCCUAACGGUGGAUAUCAACGGGUCUCAAGUCACUCUGCAGUUGGACACCGCGUCCGACAUCACCAUCGUUUCGAAGAAGCAGUGGAAGAAGAACCUGGGCUCGCCAACGCUGACUCCUACAACACGGACUGCCCGGACUGCGUCGGGUGACGCUUUUCAUCUACUUGGUGAACUCCGAUACCCAAUCAAACUCGGAGGUGUCACCAAAACCGCAACUUUCUACGUGACCAACAACAGCAUCAACCUGAUCGGUCUGGACUGGAUCGAGCUGUGGGACACCCCGCUAUCUGCAAUCUGCAACCAGGUCCACGUUGCCGAUGGUCAAGUCAAUCAAAUCCAAGUGUACAAAGCUGCGUAUCCCGAAGUGUUCACGAAGAUGAAGGUCCGACUCUAUCUCAAGCCCGAUGCCAAACCCGUUUUCAAGCCGAAGCGCCCAGUCCCUUUCACGUCCAUGGAGAAGAUCGAUGCGGAGCUGGACCGACUUCAAUCGCUGGACAUCAUCACGCCUGUCGAUUUCUCGCAGUGGGCAACUGCGAUCGUCGUACUCAAUGGGCGCCGGUAUUUCAGCGUCAUCGACCUGAGUGACGCCUAUCUUCAAGUGGAAGUUGACGACGACUCGAAGCAGCUGCUCACAAUCAACACGCAUCGAGGUCUCUUUCGCUUCAACCGGCUCACACUAGGAGUGAAAUCCGCUCCCGGGGUUGAUGAACAGCAUGGUUGCCGAUCUCGAAGGAGUGGAGACGUUUCUGGACGACAUCUUCGUGGCCAGGAAAACCGAAAAGGAGCACCACAAGAUGCUCAACGCACUGUUUCAACGCCUUCAAGCGGUUUCGUUCUGAGGGAAGAAACGUGCAACAUUCUGCAGCCGGAGGUAAAGUAUUUGGCGCACAUUGUAGGCGAGAACGGUCUCCGUCCAGACCCAUCCAAGGUGGAAGCUAUUGUCAAGAUGCCACCGCCCAAAGAUGUCACAACUCUACGCUCGUUUCUUGGUGCGGUGAAUUUCUACGCGAAGUUUGUCCCGGAGAUGCACCAACUGCGGCAGCCACUCGACGCGCUGCUGAAGAAGGAUACCAAAUUUGUUUGGAACAGCGAGUGCCAGAAAUCGUUCAGGCGCUUCAAGGAAGUACUCCAGUCGGAUUUGCUUCUGACACACUACGAUGCAUCACUAGACAUCAUAGUUGCUGCCGACGCCUCGCAGUCCGGAAUCGGACGAUAUGCCGACGUACUGUCCCGCCUCAUCAACGGUUACAUCAAACCAGAGGAGGAUUUCAUCAUCGCAUCGAUUCAACUGGAAGACGACAUCGAGAUUCCACAUUCGAAGACACCGUCCAGGGUUCCGCUACAGUCGUGGCCACUCGCUCAAUCUCCCUGGGAGCGUAUCCACAUCGACUUCGCCGGCCCAAUCAACGGUCUGCACUUCCUCAUAGUGGUGGACGCCUUCACCAAGUGGCCGGAAAUUCGCAUCGUUCGAUCCCCGACAACAUCAGCAGUGACCGAGUUCCUCGACGAGCUGUUUGCCCGUUUUGGCGUUCCCAACUUCGCUGUUUUGUGCAGGAAGAACGGCAUUCAACAUUUCCGGGCAUCGCCGUAUCACCAAUGGCCAGGCGGAGAGAUUUGUGGACACCUUCAAGAGGACGUUGCGCAAAAUCAACGAGGGGGAAAGUAUCUCGGAAUCCAGACGUUCCUCCAGGUCUACCGAACCAAGACCGAUCUACCGAUCAAGACGGUUCUCGAUCUCCUGCAUCACCAACAACCGAAGCCAGCGGUUCUCAAUCAACGUCAAGACGAACAGUUCAACCGGAAGCAUGGCGCAACUCCUCGUGGCUUCCGAAAAGGCGACAUGGUAUAUGCCAAGGUCUACCGCAGCAACACCAAGUGGCAGUGGGCAUCCGGCGUAAUCAUCGAGGUCAUUGGUCACGGGUCAACCACAACGUGCUACUGGACGAUUGGCAUGGACGGAAGAAACUCAUCAGAUCGCACUCCAACCAGCUCAAGCAUCGUUCCAGUGAAGCAACAACCGGCGCAGCAGAUUCCACACCACUGGGUAUCCUGGUGGACAUGUUUGGAAUUCAAUCUCCUGGACCAGCAGUACAGCCCGCUCAACAAGGUCAAGCCGAGCAACCUCAACCUCCAACGUCCGAUCCCAGGUCCAGCCACGAACCGAGGUGCAAGUAGUGCCAGCGGUUUUCCAACCAAGAAGUCGAAGCAGGUUCCAGUCAGCUCGAUGAUGUUCCCGAACGCGGUCGCAUCCAGACCGAUCAACCAGAACCGGAGCAUGAAGAAGAUAACCAGCCACCUAUAG
Armigeres subalbatus is the source of this 3282-nucleotide messenger RNA. RefSeq lists its product as uncharacterized. NCBI's taxonomy places the organism in Eukaryota, Metazoa, Arthropoda, Insecta, Diptera, Culicidae. Gene Ontology annotation, molecular function: nucleic acid binding. The record is from RefSeq and is a predicted model, not a curated record. Bases 1 to 3282 code for a protein of 1093 amino acids. The transcript has 6 exons.